AUGAAAAAGUGGGCGGGCGCAUUUGCAAUUCAUACUAGCGCCGUCGCGCACGGCCGAGUUAAAGGGCCCUCGGUCGAGAAGCCGGGAGUGCAAAGAACCCCUUUCGCCUUCCGCGCAUUCUAUUUUAUUCCGCGACGCUCGUGCGAUAUGACUGAGGUACAGUCACGUGCGAAAUGCUCGAACCCGAUAAAAAGCGCCCACGGCAAAGGGUACUACCCCUUACGCCGUCUCGAUAAGGCUCAAAAGCCGCCGCCGCAGCUCGAAAGCCGGGGCGCCCCACGUAGCGUGAAGCGCCCGCGACUCCACUUCCCCAGUCCGGAUCGGGGGCGACGACAUCUCGCCAAUCGAUCGCGUAGGGCCCACCGCCCCCAUCCCGCUGAUUACUGCACUCCGUUCGCGAGUACGUCUAUUCUGUUAUUGUCUAUGGUCCGGCGAGCCGGCGGCGUCGUGACGAAGUUGGAUAGGGUUAUGCAACGCGUGAUAAAGCGUGGCACGUUC
Molecule: messenger RNA, 498 nt
Organism: Iphiclides podalirius (scarce swallowtail)
Lineage: Eukaryota; Metazoa; Arthropoda; Insecta; Lepidoptera; Papilionidae
Source: the annotation of a GenBank genome assembly